Messenger RNA from Oryza brachyantha (malo sina), 2148 nucleotides. RefSeq names its product endoglucanase 2. Gene Ontology annotation, biological process: carbohydrate metabolic process. Gene Ontology annotation, molecular function: hydrolase activity, hydrolyzing O-glycosyl compounds; carbohydrate binding. The coding region runs from base 1 to 1869 and encodes 622 amino acids. The transcript is spliced from 8 exons. Lineage: Eukaryota; Viridiplantae; Streptophyta; Magnoliopsida; Poales; Poaceae. The record is from RefSeq and is a predicted model, not a curated record.
AUGGCUACUCGUCUGCUCGAGCUUGUCUUGGUGCUUGUUGCCGCCAUGGCGCAGGUGGCGCGUGGCGGCGGCGGCGGCGGCCAUGACUACGGCAAGGCGCUGAGCAAGAGCAUCCUCUACUACGAGGCGCAGCGGUCCGGCGUGCUCCCCCAGAGCCAGAGGAUCGCCUGGAGGGCCAGCUCCGGGCUCGCCGACGGCAAGGCCAACGGCGUGGAUCUUGUGGGUGGGUACUACGACGCCGGCGACAACGUCAAGUUCGGGCUGCCGAUGGCGUUCACGGUGACGAUGAUGGCGUGGAGCGUCCUCGAGUACGGCGAGCAGAUGGCGGCGGCCGGCGAGCUCGGCCACGCCGUGGAGGCCAUCAAGUGGGGCACCGACUACUUCGUCAAGGCGCACCCGGAGCCCAACGUGCUCUACGCAGAGGUCGGCGAUGGUGACUCCGACCACAACUGCUGGCAACGGCCGGAGGACAUGACGACAAGCCGUCAGGCGUAUCGCCUUGACCCUCAGAACCCCGGCUCUGACCUCGCCGGAGAAACCGCCGCGGCAAUGGCGGCUGCGUCACUCGUGUUCCGUACCUCCAACCCGGGCUACGCUAACCAACUCCUGCAACACUCUAAGCAGCUGUUUGAUUUUGCCGACAAGUACCGGGGAAGGUACGACAACAGCAUCACGGUCGCGAGGAACUACUACGGAUCAUUCAGCGGAUACGGGGAUGAGCUACUGUGGGCCUCUGCGUGGCUCUACCUCGCGACCGAUGAUCGGCGCUACCUGGACUACUUGGCCAACAAUGCUGAUGCGCUGGGUGGCACUGGCUGGUCCAUUAACCAGUUUGGCUGGGACGUCAAGUACCCUGGAGUGCAGGUCCUAGCAGCCAAGUUUCUUCUACAAGGCAAAGCCAGCGAGCACGCCGGCGUGAUGCAGAGCUACCAGCAGAAGGUGGAGUUCUUCGUGUGCUCGUGCCUCGGCAAGGGCUCCGGCAACAACGUCGAGAGGACGCCCGGCGGCAUGCUGUACCACCAGAAGUGGAACAACAUCCAGUUCGUCACCAGCGCGUCGUUCCUGCUCGCCGUCUACUCCGACCACCUCGCCGGCGCCGGCGCCGCCGUGCGGUGCUCGGCCGGGCCGACGCAGCCGUCGGAGCUCCUCGCGUUCGCCAGGUCGCAGGUGGACUACAUCCUGGGCAGCAACCCGAGGGCGACGAGCUACAUGGUCGGCUACGGCGCCACCUACCCGCGGCAGGCGCACCACCGUGGCUCGUCCAUCGUCUCCAUCAAGGACAGCCCCUCGUUCGUCGGCUGCAGGGACGGCUACGCCAGCUGGUACGGCCGCCAGGGCAGCAACCCCAACCUGCUCGACGGCGCCGUGGUCGGGGGCCCCGACGAGCACGACGACUUCGCCGACGAGAGGAACAACUACCAGCAGACGGAGGCGGCCACCUACAACAACGCGCCGCUCAUGGGCGUGCUCGCUCGCCUGGCCGCCGGCCAUGGCAGCCGCGCCCGGCUUGGCCAGUCGCUCAAAGACGGAAUCGUCGCGAACCACACCUCACUGCCACCUCUCUCUCAUGCCGCCGCGUCGCCGGUGGAGAUCGAGCAGAAGGCGACGAGGUCGUGGACGAAGAACGGCAAGAGGUACCACCGGUACUCGGUGACGGUGACCAACCGGUCGCCGGCGAAGACGGUGGAGGAGCUCCACAUCGGCAUCGGCAAGCUGUACGGCCCCGUGUGGGGGGUCGAGAAGGCGCGGUACGGCUACGUGCUCCCGAGCUGGCUCCCGUCGCUGCCCGCCGGCAAGAGCGCCGCCUUCGUCUACGUCCACGCCGCGCCGCCGGCCGACGUCUGGGUCACCGGCUACAAGCUCGUCUGAACUCGAUCAACGAGCUAGACGACGACGUGCACCGUACCACCAUUGAUAAGAUAUUGUACCAGUUGUGUUUACACGUUUUACUUGUGCGAGAGAGGACGAUUAAUUAAAAAAUUGUUAGGUUUACAAUUGUUAAGGUACGUGGAGUGAUGUGGCCAGCUACAACCUCAGCCAUCCUCCAUGUCCAUCAGUCCAUGUAAGGUGUGUACUGCCUAGUGGCUAGUGUUUGAAAAUAAAAUGGGUUAUCAUCCAGCUGGAAGUAAACAGGUUGGUGUCAAUGGA